Symbiodinium sp. CCMP2592 is the source of this 1650-nucleotide messenger RNA. Lineage: Eukaryota; Dinophyceae; Suessiales; Symbiodiniaceae. The record is from the annotation of a GenBank genome assembly.
AUGGAAGUUGACACGGGAAUCGCUCUAGAAGGGCAGAGAGCUACAUCUGAACUCUGUUUGCUUGACGACCGGUUCGCAGAAGCUGGACGAGUCAGAGCAAAGCGCCGUCCCAGUUCAGCAGAGUACGCCAACGCCACUGUGACGACAGGUGCUGCGGAGAGUUCGGGGAGCGCUACAGCUGCCAAGGCUGCGCCGAAGGCGCCGAGCAACCAGCCCACUACGAAGGGCGACGUUGGGAAGGGAACAGAGAAGGGCGUCAGAACGUUCCUUGAGGGAGCAUACUUUGCGAUGCCCAUGGUCGCACCUUCCUUCGUUGAGUCGGGAGAGAAGAUCUAUUGGCUUCUCGACUCUGGGAGCUCGUACCAUGUGGUUUCCCAGGCGACGCUUGAGAGUGGACACGUCAAGGUUUUGUCAAGAAAGAAGCGACCGAAGACUGUGUGCCAGACUGCCACCGGCGACCUGGUGGAAGUGGGAAGCGACACCCACGCGACGAUCGAGGUGAAUUUUCUCACCACUCGACACUUUGAGCAGCGAGGAGGAGUUCUGAGCACCUUUGCGUGCACCUGUCGUCUAGAAGCGGUAGUUAGCAGCGAAAUCAAACACAACCUGAUAAACCUCAACCUCCUCUGUUGGAGAGGCUGGAAGCCUACCCUUUACCGGGGUCUCUUAACAGCGGAACGUAAGGAGGUGACGCUGCUUCCAGCAGUGUUCGGCGACUGCACAUGGCUUCAGAGUGUGAUGGCUGAUUCUUCCGCGAAGCUCACGCUUGCGAGUGUCUCGUCGUCUUGCGGUCUGUCGAGUGGUAGGUCUUUUGAGUUUUCCUCACCUGAGAAACAGCAUGAGCAUGAGUUUUCGCACGAUGAGCAUGAUUUUUCACAGCAUGGGCAUGAUUUUUCACGACAACAGCAUGAAACAACGCAUGUUGAACCGAGUGUUUUGCCACAUGCUUGCGAGGACUCUGUUGGGCAGUUGGUAGGUCAGUCGUCUUGCGACAGCUCAGGAGUGCAGUUGGUAGGUCAAUCGUCUUGCGGCAGCUCAGGAGUGCAGUUGGUAGGUCAAUCGUCUUGCGGCAGCCCUGGAGUGCAGUUGGUAGGUCAGUUGCCUGCUAGAGUGGUAAAGCUUUUGCAAUCGAGUGCCGUGGAUCCAUCUUCUUCACCUUUGCGCUCGGGGACCACAUCUUCCGAUCGAGGCCAGUGGGUGCAGCCAGGUUUUAGUGAUUCUUCAGUGCAGCCAGUUUCUGUAGUGCAACCUGCGUGCAGUGAUUCUGAAGAGCGUGUGCUUGGCCUGAUGAAGGCCAGUGCGAAGAAGGGCUGGACAGGCCGGGCGGAAACAAUGGAGAUAUCCUCCGACGAGGAGGUAGGGGGGCCACCUGCCCCAAAGGCGACUGGGGUGAGCCUCGCGGACCGGGUCAACAGCUUCAGUUGGACCCCUCCUUAUAUUGCCCCAGAGGGGAAGUGGUCAAGCCCUCAGGCCCUGAGCCACAACAACCGCAACUACUGCGAGUACUGCAUGGUCUGCGGGAAACACGCGACGGAGGCUCAUUUAAUGUCCGACAGCCACAAUCACCACAUGAAGUCGUGGAUCGCCAGGAACCGCCCUGGUUUGAGGCUUCUACCGGACAGGCUUAGGCGUUUGGCACAAGCACAGUGA